Molecule: messenger RNA, 1434 nt
Organism: Microstroma glucosiphilum
Lineage: Eukaryota; Fungi; Basidiomycota; Exobasidiomycetes; Microstromatales; Microstromataceae
Product: putative ornithine-oxo-acid aminotransferase
Exons: 2
Coding region: 1-1434 (477 amino acids)
Molecular function (GO): identical protein binding; pyridoxal phosphate binding; transaminase activity
Source: RefSeq, a predicted model, not a curated record
AUGGCUCCUUCCAUUGCUUCAACUGAGCCUCCGCUCAAAGACCUUCUCUCGACACCUCCUCCUCCGGUACUCAAGAAGCCCUCUCCAGUACCUUCUGCAACCGCAACAACACAGCGCUACCAGGCGACCGCAGAGAAGCACAUCACCUCCGCAGUGGGUCGUCUACGAAACCAUGUUUUCGCCUCGGGCAGUGGACUGCAGGUCCAAACCACUGAUGGGCGCCAGCUGCUCGACUUCACUUCGGGCAUUGGAGUCACCUCUCUCGGUCACGCGCACCCCGUGGUGACAGCUGCCAUCGUGGAACAGGCCUCCUCGAUCGUGCACGUGCAGUGCGGUAUCGCCCUCUCGAAGCCCUACGUGGAAUUGGUGGAGCAGCUGGUCACCAUGAUGCCUUCUCCCACGCUAGACUCCUUCUUCCUCUGGUCGUCAGGGUCAGAGGCUAUUGAAGCAGCCAUUAAGCUUGCCCGCACGAAGACGCGCAGGAACAACAUCAUUGUCAUGCAGGGAGGCUACCAUGGGCGGACAGCAGGCGCAGCAGCCCUCACAAGGUCCAAGACCAGCUUCUUUGCCGGCACGGGCCCGCUGAUGCCUUGCGUCUACACGACGGCUUUUCCUUACUGGCAUGCUCUAGGUUUGCCACAAGAUACGCCAGAGGAGGAGCUCGUGCGCAUGGCUGUGCAUCAACUGGAGCAGACUUUGGCUCAGCAGUCUGCGCCCAGCGACACAGCUGCCAUCUUCGUAGAGCCUGUCAUCGGUGAAGGCGGAUACGUGCCCGCACCCCCUGCCUUCCUCCGUGCGCUGCGUGAGACUUGCUCGAAACACGGCAUUCUCCUGGUCGUCGAUGAGAUUCAGACCGGCUUCGGACGCACAGGAGCCAACUUUGCAAUUGAGUACGCAAAGGACGUGGUGCCCGAUAUCAUGACCUUUGCCAAGGGCUUUGCGAACGGGAUGCCCCUUUCAGGAGUGGUCACGCGCAAGGAAAUUAUGGAGUGUAUGCCUGCUGGCUCACUCGGUGGCACAUACGCAGGUAAUGCUGUUGCAUGCGCCGCAGCGCUCGCUACAACGAAGUAUAUGGUGGAGAUGGACGUGCUCGGCAACGUGCGGCGGAGGGGAGAGCAGCUCGCCCAAGGGUUGAGGGACAUUGCUGCUGACACGCAGAAUGGAGGCAGCAUCAUCGCUGAGGUUCGCGGUACUGGACUCAUGCUAGCUGUUGAAUUCCAGAGCCCCUCAUCGUCAAAUCCUACACUCCCUGCAAACCUGAACAAGUUGGUGCAGGACGAGUGCUAUGACCGAAACUUGCUGGUCCUCACGACCUCCAUCUACCCUGUACUGCGCCUCAUUCCCGCACUGAUCCUCACCGAGGCAGAUGUGAACGUGGCUCUGAGGGUCAUCAAGGAGGCGGUCAAAGCCGUGGCUCGCAAGGCCGGCAUGUGA